UGACUCAUAAUGGCCGGUAGUGAAGCCCCAGUCGUUGUGACGAAUCGAAAUACUACGUCCUGAUUCACGCACUCUUAUUGACGCGAAAACUUUUGCAUCACACACAAUGGAAGGAAUACGUUUUCCCACUGUUUGGAUAUGCUUCUGGAUUAUUUUUUCAAUAGACAUUCAUGUGAUUGACAGUAUUGCCAUUGACCUACCCCCGAGGUUGGGAGUUGUCGGAAACAAUACUGUGACUCUAGAAUGUAGGUAUACGCUCGCAAAUGGAGAGAGCUUCAGUUCAGUGACAUGGUCAAGGAAGCGACACAGUGAAUCAGGUUUUUCGGACAUUGCAGAAGCAGAUGGGGCCGGCAACUCGGGGUAUUCCCAGGCUGGUGAAGAUAUUAAGACGAGAACAAAUUUAAAUUACACUCUGGGCAUGUACACUAUCAGAUACAGUGAUGUACAGUGCACAGAUGAAGCUAAAUACAGGUGUACUGUGACAUACUUCAGGGACAGCAGCAGAUUAACUGCGAAUGGAGAAAUGGAUUUUAGUCUAGAAGCGGCUCCCCUGAAACCAUCAUCUCUGAACUUGACCCCUGACCCUGACAUCUUCACUGAGAACCAAGUGGUGGAGUUCACGUGCAGCGGUAACGUCGGCAAACCGGCCGGCUCCUUCUGGUGGUUUGUUUACCAUGGCAACCAGGAGGUGAACAAAACGAGCGAGGCGGUGGUCAAUCCGCCGUUUUCUUCGUCCGGACCCAACACGUGCACGUUCGUACGGACCAGCAAACUGACGCUCAACUUGACACGUGCUGACGAUGGUCUCGUGGUCCGGUGUCACGUCUACCAUCCGACGCAGAUGGCUCCAACGACAGCCGGGAAUAGUCAGAGGUGUUCGCUGGACUCCGAUCUUUGUCUGCAGUCAAAGAGGCUGGUCGUUCAUUACCCAGUUCGUGAAGGGGACAUAACUGCGUUCACCGAACCUAAAGGACCCAACUUCCUCGUCGACUCCAUGGUAACCCUGAAAUGUAGCGUCACGUCGAACCCUCCGGCAGUGUUUACGUGGGAGAAUUCCGACAGUAACGCCACCUUCAGGGGAAAUGUGUGGACGCUGAACCGACUGUCGCUGCUCGACCGAGGUGUUUACGUGUGCACGGCGAAAAACAACGUGUCUGACGUCAUGUACAAUGUGUCAGCUUCAGUCAAUGUUAAUGUUGUGGAGACGACCACGCCACCCACCACCACACCAACCACCAGAUCAACCACAGCGCCAUUCGGUGGACGCACCGACAAAACCAUCGUGGAACCAGAUGAUGGUAAAACAACGAUGAUUAUUAUCAUCGUCUGUGUCGUGGUGGGCAUCAUCCUCAUCAUUGUAGCUGUGGUGGUGUUUAUCAUUAUACGCAGACGCAAAAAGAAGACACAAGUUGAAGAACCUCCAGAGAAACCAUUCAAUAACCAUAGCAACCUGAGCAUGUACAAGACACAGCCUGACCUCGUUUCUGAUGAGAAGAAAUUUGCACAAAAUAAUAGUUUUGAUUUCAAGACGGAUCAAGACCUGGCGUAUUCGGACCUGAAGUUUGAUCCCACUCCGAGAAGUCGAAAACCUGUCGCCUUCCGGGAGUCCACAGACUACGCUCACGUCCAGAUGCCGGCAGUGUAAUGUUGUUGGGGUGCCGCGCGACGCUGUGGGUCGACUGUGCGAUGCUGUCGCGACAGUUUUCAUAAUACAAAGUGCUACAUAACAAUUUCAAUCACUUAAUCACACACACAAAUGUUUGAAUGUUGUCGUACUCUUGGUGUUUGAUUGUUUGUUAUUGUUUGGUUUGGUCUCUCUGGUCAGUUUAUGAUAAUAUAUUCCAUUGCAGAGUGCUUGAUGAACCGAAUGUCAUUCCAUUUUCGGUAAUGUAUCAUGAAUUUUAAUAAGUUUUUGAUUACAAAAACAGACCACCAUGUCCAAUUAUAUUUAAGAAUUGUUUGAUUACCAUGUUGAUUUAUGAUCUUUAUUUCUUGUGGUCUCAGUUUUAAUUUAAUUGUUUUGUUUUUUUAAUUAUCAGAAUAGUCCUUCAAAUUUGAGAAAUGUUUGUGAUUGUUUUAAUUCCAGAACUAAUGUUUUUGGCAACCAGUUUUUUUCAUCUGGUCUUUUUGUCAACAUUGGUGAAUGCCACUGCCAAUUUUUAAAUUUGAAAUGCAAAUGAGAUAUUUUAAUAUAUAUUUUAAUCCAAAUUAAAAAUCUAUAAAAAAAGAAAGCUUUUUAAAUGCUUUUACAAGAUAUUCCAGGGAUUACAUAUCAUUUUAGUGUAACCACAUCAAGUCAUACAAACACCAGAGUGAUUCUAGAUUGAUGAUGUGUUAAUUAACCUGGACACACGAUGUUUGUCUUUGAAAGCAAAAGAGAUGGAAUUGAUUCAAUAAUACCAUAAAAUUACACUGUGGACAUCUGAUAUAGACAGUUUUUGCAUGUGGAUUAAUAUGGAUUACAAUGAAUUAAGGAUGACAGUGGAUUAAUAUGGAUUAGAAUGUAGAUCAAAGGUGUACCGAACAUUCGAGUUUUAGGCUGUAAUAGGUUUCAGCUUGUGGUGCAACCUUUAUUAUUGGAAGGAGAUGGAGAAUGUUUGAAGAUCAGUUCAUAUGGUUGUGAAGAACACUAUUGAAGGGAGACAACUUGUUUUAAAGGGAAGCAACUUGUGUUGAAAAAGGACAACUACAGUUUUGCUGUGUGAAAAUUGUCAGACAACAUAGAGGGUCUGUGGUUCAAACUCUGUUAGUAGAGUUCAAGUUGCCAGUUAUUGAUGGAGAAAUGAAAUGCUAUAAGAGAAAAGGAAGGAAGGAAGAAAGAAGAAAUAGAAAAUUAAUUCCAGGAGGAUGUGUUAAACAUUUUUUGAUUCAGGAAGUACUUGCUCAUAGCAUACUCUAUCUGGAUAUCUAGAAUCCUAAUCUCAUACAUUUUGGUCUAAUCUGAUAUUUUUGGAAUUGUCAUACAAUUUAACCUAUUUAUUGAAAUAUAUAUGUAUAGCAAUUCAACAUACUGAUUGUUUUUUAAAAACGUUCAUAUAGCUUAUAAUUUUUUUAUUCAGGCUUGUGUGUAGGAAUUUUAGCAGGGGGUUCUAGACUUCUAUGAGGGAGAUGUUUUUUUUCUCCGUUUCAAGCAAAUUUCCCUUUGACUGAAAUAAAUUAAAAAUUGUGUGCGUCACUGCCUGUCAUAACUUUUCUUAAUUCUGUUGAUCAGACGGCUCAACUCUGUUCCGGUUGAAACUGAAAAUACAAACAUUUUGAGUGUCGUUAAAUAAAACAUUUCCUUCUACAUUGAGAAUGGGUUGUAUACUAUAUUGGGGUUUAUUGCUUUCAAUGAUUUGGAAUACAAGUCCCCAGUGUUUCUGCCAGAAAGAACUUUUUGGGUAUAGUACUAUGGAAUUGAAUGCAACGACAGUCAACAGUGUGUAUGGGAGUCCACCCCCAGAAAGAAAAUGGGUUACCUUUUGGGUUAGGGUUAAGGAAAUCAUACAGUAAUUAUAAGAGUAAUUAAUUUCGUCAAAAAGUAAAAAAAAAAAAAAAAAUCUGCAAAUACAUUUGGGUAUGGUGCCAUACCCAUCUUACCCUCUGGCAGAAACCCUGGGUCCCUGCAUAUAGCCGAUACACACAGCAAGACAAAAAUAUUCCCGGUAACACAAACAAAAUCUAUUUAGUAUGAUGUUAUUAAACAAAACAACCUUCCUGGUUUUUUAUUCACAGAGGGAGUGCAUAUUUAAUGAUUUUGAAAGAAAAUAAAUUAUUGCAUUCGCCUGUUAAACAUUGGCGGCCGAAUUUACAAAACCAUAUUUUUGUCUUGUACACAUGCAACUACAUAUAUUUACAAUGCUUAAACAAGUGAGUUUAAGGAAAUUAGGGUGUGUAAAUUUGGCCCUGCAUUUUCAGGGCAUUUAAAACUUUGAGCAGAUGUGUGCACCCUGUGCAAAUCUCCCUUUGGAUCACACCUGAUGAUUAUUUUUAGGUAACGCACAUAACAAAGAAGAUAAAUAUUAGCUAUAGUUCUUCCCACAGUGAACACGUUUUUUUAUACUAUGGAAUUAACUACAAGUUGUUUAUUUAUGAGCCGAUUGUUUUUGUAAAUUGCACACACACAUUUAUUUUAUUUUGUUUUGUCAUGUCCAAAACACUUUUCCUUUUAUUCAAACUAAACUGAAAUUAUUUACAAAAAUCAUUUUUGUAGGAGGAUGAGACGGACUAUAGAUUGUAGUGUCAGAAACGAUCUCAGUUAACCGAUUCCAGUUUACUGCAAAGGCAGCAAUAGUUAAAUUUGUCUUAAAACUUUAAUUGCUAAUUAUACAUAAACUGUACUGUUUAGUUUUGCUGAAUGGAGGGAAACAACAAAUAAUUUUAUUGUGCUACAUAAAUCAUAAACGAAAAUCAAAAUAAAACGAGGUCUUCCGAAUUCCAUUUUAACAACAGUUUUUGCUUUGGUGUUGUUUUCCUCCAUCCAGCAUUUACAAUUAAAAUAGAGAGAUUUUUUCUAAAUUGAUUUAUAAUGCUGAUAAGACCAUAUUUUUAUUCACUACAAAAAUCUUAAAUUCUCUUUUUUCCAUUUUAUGUAACUAAUUUGUAUGUGACCAAAGAUUUCAUUACUGAACAUCGGUGUAUAGUAAAACCUCCCUAUAAACCAGAAUUCUCUCAAAACUGGACGUUUUUUUCACAUUCCCUUUUCAAAUAUCAGUACAUAACAGUACCUCAGUAAACUGGACAUAUCUUAAAGCCAAACUUUUUAUUUGGUCCUAUGGGUGUCCAGUUUAGAUGGUUUUUACUGUAAUGUAUAUCUGAACUUGAAAAAAUAAAUUAUAAUGUUUGUGAAGUUAUAAUUUGGUUGUUGUAUAGUCUGACUCUUCAUCGAUUUCUUCAUUUAAUAUCGGAGAGUAUCAGUGGAGUGUUUUCUGUGAAUACACCCUAUAUCUGGACCAUUUUUCAGUGUUAUAUAUAAAUGUGUUGAUCAAUUAUAUUUACAAUGGUUUUUGCUUUUCUAUAUCAAGUUAUCAUAUAGCUUAUAAUAGCCACAGAUAUAAUAUACACACAUGUAUAUACACGUUAUUGCAUUCAUAUGCGAGUUGCGCCACUAUGCUAAUAUCAAUAUUCUAUAUCUGAUAUAUAUUAGUUUUAUUACACCAUUGUACAUAAUGUUUGAAUUUUGCGACAUAGAUAUUUGCCUUUGUAUAAUAUUUUGGGGUGACUAAAAUAUGUGGUUUUUAAUUAUGAUUGUGUUGCCAAUAAAACUGAAUUUGAGGAAGUAAAACCACCGAUCUGCAUUAGCAAAUUGGAAAACAGAAUAGAGUUAUCCCCUCAUUUACAUCAUAAACAUUUAUGGAACUUAUUGUUACAAUCUUUCUUUUUAGGCCCAAGAGACACCACUUUGGGUGAAGUAAUUAAUUUUACCUUUAUAUAAAGUGUUCCUUGCUGCUAAUCAAAAAGAGUAGCUCAUAUUAACGGUGCGGUCCUUAACUGUAUGUCUGUUGCCAUAGAACCAUAAUUAAAAUGUGGUGAGUGUUGUUAAAUUUAAAUUUAUUUUUUCUAAUUAAAAAAAAAAAAAUUGUUUGUAUAAGGUGAAGAUUUUUGUUUAUCAACGGCAUCAAGGUACAUUAUAGGUUUCACCCUACCCCUCACUAUUAAAAACAGUCUAGAUCCGUAUUGGGUACUUUAGAUAUAUUUUAUAAAAGGAAUUACCUUUUAUGCUCAACAAAAUAAUUAAGACCAGUAUAAAUUUUCAGCAUUUGUGAGGGCAUCUAAGGACAAAUUUGACUGAAAUGAUGUUUAUAAAUCAUCUGUGAUUAAAUAUUUUUAACAAAAUAUAACACUUUCAAAAGGAAACAAGAAAAGACCAAAAUGUCCACUGGCCCUCAAUUAAUUUUGUCAUGUAUGGCUUACAUAUUUUAUGGACAAGCUUUGAAUAGUUACCAAGUAUAUGUGACUUCUGGGAAGUGCUCACAAAUCAGUGGUGGAUCCAGAAAAUCUAUUGGGGGUGGGGGAGGGUAAUGACAUGUGACCAAAGGUCUCAAACGUUCCCGAAGGGAUUCCUCGGAUUCUCCUGUGUGAAAAAUAAAAUAAAAAUAUAAUGUUACAACAUUUAGGGGGUGUCUGGCCCCCUGGUCUCUCCCCACUCCACCCCCUUAGAUACGCCACUGCAAAUAAAAAGAAAAAACUCAACUUGGCUCACACUAUUUUUAUUGUUAAUUUUACAAACAAGAAAUAUUUUACUGGAUCGAGAUUUUACUUUUUCCAUAUUGUUUGUAUUUCAAACUUAAUGCAUAUUUUACGAUUUUAAGAUAAACUUCAUGAAAAUUUAUCUUUUUAAAGAAACUGAAAAAUAUUUUAUACUUCUUUGUCAUCAAAUAUUUUUGGUGUUAACUUUUAAUAAAACUUAAAUAUUUUAGUUAAGGUUUUUAUCUCCUCAGUAUAAUUUAUGAAAAUAUUUAAAAUUUGAUGUUUUUACUGUUUGAAUAUGCCUGGUAUAUUUUAAUUUUUUUGUACAAUGUUAUAUUUGUAAAACAAAAUAACUACAAAAUAUUUUAUGUUUGAUUUUUGUUGUACCUACAGACAUUUUUUGUUUUCUGUAUUAGCAAUUUUGCUUUGUAUAUGAUUCAGUUUGAAGAAUACCUAUGUAACAUUUUAUUCAAAUAGUUUUGCUUUUUGUAACAAGCUUGUAAAUAGACUUGUAUAGUUUUGAAAGACAGUAAAGAGGCUACACCAAAGAAUGGGGGAUUUAAAAACAAAAAAAGAUGCAUGUAUAUAUCAUACUGAUUAGUUAACCUGUGUUAUCAUGUUCAGCAUAAUUUUAACCCUAUUCAGUGUGGAAUUUAUGACCAGACUUUUCUUUACCACCUUUCACUGAAUGAAUCUAGGGACAGACUCCAGGGUUUUGUGGGUGUGGGUAAUUGUCGGCAUGCUUCCAUCUGAGAACUGUUCAAGCAUGACUGUCGUGGGCACAACCUCUGACGUCGUCAGAGAGUUCUGUUCACGACAGUCUCCAGGGUUGUGAGUUUCUAUCCGUUUAUUCUUCCUCCCCCACCUCCUUUUUUGUACUUGAAAUCGUUUUCACAAAAUAGACUGAAGUUGAUCAAGAAAUGCUGAUACAUGUAUGUGACAAUUAAUUAAGUGUAUUACUCUAGUGUUUGACUUUUACCAUAAAUACUUGAUGGCUG
Gigantopelta aegis is the source of this 7166-nucleotide messenger RNA. RefSeq names its product cell adhesion molecule 2-like. Gene Ontology annotation, biological process: homophilic cell-cell adhesion; heterophilic cell-cell adhesion. The transcript has 9 exons. NCBI's taxonomy places the organism in Eukaryota, Metazoa, Mollusca, Gastropoda, Neomphalida, Peltospiridae. The record is from RefSeq and is a predicted model, not a curated record. Bases 107 to 1645 code for a protein of 512 amino acids. Gene Ontology annotation, cellular component: adherens junction.